CCUGUCGACCAUCAAAAACAAAAGAACGUACCGUGUCAGACGGUAUGUAAUGGGUCUUGAUUCAGAAGGCUAUAACCUAACAAGGUAAACCAACCAAGUAGUCAUAUUCACCUUAUUCAGAAGUGAUAUAAUCAUAUGGUGGCGUUGCAGUUGCCACUCAAGUAAACUUUCAAUGAGGCAUGCUAAAAGCCAUAUGAGUAGGUGGAAUUAAGUAAAAAUACCAUAUAAAUAGCAGUAUAUAGCAAGCAAGUUUCUCCACACAUACAUACAUAUUUCCCCAUUGCAGAAACAAGUGCAAAAAAAGCUCUCUUACCUCAAUGGCUCCAACUAUGGCAACAGCGAUCACUGACUCCACAGACUUUUCUGACUUUGUAAUAAACCAAGGACAUGGAGUGAAGGGUCUGUCUGAAUUGGGUCUCAAGCGUCUCCCAAAACAGUAUAUCCAGCCUCUUGAGGAGAGGAUCAAUAUGACUAAUGUCAUGCCUCAAGAGUCCAUUCCCAUCAUCGACAUGUUGAAAUGGGAUGACGUACAUGUGGUAGAGUCUGUUUGUGAUGCUGCAGAGAAGUGGGGGUUCUUCCAGGUUAUAAACCAUGGGGUGCCUAUUGACGUCUUGGAGAAUGUUAAGGAUGCAACUCAUCGGUUCUACGGGAUGCCUGCAGAAGAGAAGAAUAAGUACUCGAAAAAGCUAUCACCUUCUAACAAUGUUAGAUUUGGUACAAGCUUCAUUCCCGAAGCAGAGAAGGCUUUGGAGUGGAAAGAUUACCUCAGCCUCUUCUAUGUCUCUGAUGAAGAAGCUUCUGCAUUCUGGCCUCCUUUCUGCAAGGAUCAAGUGCUAGAAUACAUGAAGAGCUCUGAAGUACUUAUCAGGAGACUGUUAGCCAUGCUAACGGAAAGACUGAAUGUGAAGGAAAUAGAUGAUGCAAAGACAUCUUUAUUGAUGGGUUCAGUCAGAAUUAACCUCAAUUACUACCCGAUAUGCCCAAACCCUGAGCUCACGGCUGGAGUUGGCCGCCAUUCUGAUGUCUCCACCCUCACCAUCCUCCUCCAAGACGACAUUGGAGGGCUUUAUGUGAGGGGCAAUAGGGGUGAUAGCUGGAUACAUGUCCCUCCAGUAAGUGGCUCUCUUGUCAUCAAUGUUGGUGAUGCACUACAGAUAAUGAGCAAUGGUCGGUACAAGAGCAUUGAGCACCGUGUGCUUGCCAAUGGGAGCAAAAACAGGAUCUCAGUUCCAAUUUUUGCCAACCCCAGACCACGCGACAUGAUUGGUCCUCUGCCUGAACUGCUAGCUGCUGGAGAGAAACCACUGUACAAGCAGGUUCUGUAUUCUGACUAUGUCAAGCAUUUCUUCAGGAAGGCACAUGACGGGAAGAAAACAGUUGAUUUUGCAAAGAUAUGAUAUUUUCCCCAGUACCAUAAGCCUGCUUGGUUAUAAUUGAAAUAACGACAAUAACUAAAUAACCUGCAAGACAUUAAAGGGUGAUGACU
Tripterygium wilfordii is the source of this 1486-nucleotide messenger RNA. RefSeq names its product feruloyl CoA ortho-hydroxylase F6H1-3-like. The transcript is spliced from 2 exons. Lineage: Eukaryota; Viridiplantae; Streptophyta; Magnoliopsida; Celastrales; Celastraceae. The coding region runs from base 318 to 1397 and encodes 359 amino acids. The record is from RefSeq and is a predicted model, not a curated record.